Coregonus sp. 'balchen' is the source of this 9252-nucleotide messenger RNA. The record is from the annotation of a GenBank genome assembly. Lineage: Eukaryota; Metazoa; Chordata; Actinopteri; Salmoniformes; Salmonidae.
AUGGUUCAGAACGUGAUUCUAGUGUUUUUCCGCAGGCGGCUGAGCCAGAGACCCCCGGUGGAGGAGCUGGAGAGUCGGAACAUCCUCAAACGUGAGUAUUGGACCACGAUACAUUUAUAACCGAUUAAAACAAGAGGUUAUAACAAAAUACAUAGUUUAUACCGGAUCACAGUUUAUUAUCAGUUUUUAUAAGUGAAACUGUCCACUGUCGGGUUAGUCUCAUUGAAGUUUGUAUCGACUCUCCAGAUGAGCCGGUGGGCUUCAGUGCAACAUGAUUAAAUGUCUAAAUGACUUCCGUUUAUUAUUGUGAUGAAUACAUGCUGCAUGGGACUACAGCACUACAAUUUAUACAGCAUUUUUUUCUUUACAAUUUUUAAACCAACUUUGUUAAUCACAAGUCAUAUUGCCCUAUUUUAUGUUUAUGCAAACUAUUUUAAAAAUACAGUUAAAGUCGGGAGUUUACAUAUACCAAAUACAAUACAGUUUUUCACAAUUCCUGACAUUUGAUCCUAGUCAAAAUUCCCUGUCUUAUGUCAGUUAGGAUCACCACUUUAUUUUAAGAAUGUGAAAUGUCAGAAUAAUAGUAGAGAGAAUUAUUUAUUUUAGCUUUUAUUUCUUUCAUCACAUUCCCAGUGGGUCAGAAGUUUACAUACACUCAAUUAGUAUUUGGUAGCAUUGCCUUUAAAUUGUUUAACUUGGGUCAAACGUUUCGGGUAGCCUUCCACAAGCUUCCCAGAAUAAGUUUGGUGAAUUUUGGCCUAUUCCUCCUGACAGAGCUGGUGUAACUGAGUCAGGUUUGUAGGCCUCCUUGCUCUCACACACUUUUUCAGUUCUGCCCACAAAUGUUCUAUAGGAUUGAGGUCAGGGCUUUGUGAUGGCCACUCCAAUACCUUGACUUUGUUGUCCUUAAGCCAUUUUGCCACAACUUUGGAAGUAUGCUUGGGGUCCUUGUCCAUUUGGAAGACCCAUUUGCGACCAAGCUUUAACUUCCUGACUGAUGUCUUGAGAUGUUGCUUCAAUAUAUCUACAUAAUUGUCCUUCCUCAUGAUGCCAUCUAUUUUGUGAAGUGCACCAGCCCCUCCUGCAGCAAAGCACCCCCACAGCAUGAUGCUGCCACCCCCGUGCUUCACGGUUGGGAUGGUUUUCUUCGGCUUGCAAGCAUUAACCUUUUUCAUCCAAACAUAACAAUGGUCAUUAUGGCCAAACAGUUCUAUUUUUGUUUCAUCAGACCAGAGGACAUUUCUCAAAAAAAGUACAAUCUUUGCCCCAUCUGCAGUUGCAAACCGUAGUCUGGCUUUUUUAGGGCGGUUUUGGAGCAGUGGCUUCUUCCUUGCUGAGCGGCCUGUCAGGUUAUGUCGAUAUAUGACUAGUUUUACUGUGGAUAUAGAUACUUUUGUACCUGUUUCCUCCAGCAUCUUCAGAAGGUCCUUUGCUGUUGUUCUGGGAUUGAUUUGCACUUUUCGCACCAAAGUACGUUCAUCUCUAGGAGACAGAACGCGUCUCCUUCCUGAGCGGUAUGAUGGCUGCGUGGUCCCAUGGUGUUUAUACUUGCGCACUAUUGUUUGUACAGGUGAACGUGGUACCUUCAGGCGUUUGGAAAUUGCUCCCAAGGAUGAACCAGACUUGUGGAGGUCUACACAUUUUUUUCUGAGGUCUUGGCUGAUUUCUUUUGAUUUUCCCAUGAUGUCAAGCAAAGAGGCAUUGUGUUUGCCUUGGUAUGCCUUGAAAUACAUCCACAGGUACACCUCCAAUUGACUCAAAUUAUGUCAAUUAGCCUAUCAGAAGCUUCUAAAGCCAUUUUUUGGAAUUUUCCAAGCUGUUUAAAGGCACAGUCAACUUAGUGUAUGUAAACUUCUGACCCACUGGAAUUGUGAUACAGUGAAUUAUAAGUGAAAUAAUCUGUCUGUAAAAAAUUGUUGGUAAAAUUACUUGUGUCAUGCACAAAGUAGAUGUCCUAACCGACUUGCCAAAACUAUAGUUUGUUAACAAGAAAUGUGUGGAGUGGUUGAAAAACAAGUUUUAUUGACUCCAAUCUAAGUGUAUGUAAACUUCUGACUUCAACUGUAAAUCAUGCAAAUAAAUAUCCCUAGUUAUUGAACAUAACAUCUAUACUGAACAAAAAAUAUAAACGCAACAUGCAAGAAUUUCAACGAUUUGACUGAGUUACAGUUCAUAUAAGGAAAUCAGUCAAUUGAAAUAAAUUCAUUAGGCCCUAAUCUAUGGAUUUCAUGACUGGGCAGGGGCGCAGCCAUGGGUGGGCCUGGGAGGGCAUAGGCCCACCCACUGAGGAGCCAGGCCCACCCACUGGGGAGCCAGGCCCAGCCAAUCAGAAUGAGCUUUACCCCACAAAAGGGCUUCAUUACAGACAGAAAUACUCCUCAGUUUCAUCAGCUGUCCAGUUAGCUGGUCUCAGAUGUGGAGGUCCUGGGCUGGCGUGGUUUCACAUGGUCCGCGGUUGUGAGGCCGGUUGGACGUACGUACUGCCACAUUUUCAAAAACGACGUUGCAGACGGCUUAUGGUAGAGAAAUGAACAUUCAAUUCUCCGGCAACAGCUCUGGUGGACAUUCCUGCAGUCAGCAUGCCAAUUGCACACUCCCUCAAAUCUUGAGACAUCUGUGGCAUUGUGUUGUGUGACAAAACUGCACAUUUUAGAGUGGCCUUUUAUUGUCCCCAGAACAAGGUGCACCUGUGUAAUGAUCAUGCUGUUUAAUCAGCUUCUUGAUAUGCCACACCUGUCAGGUGGAUGGAUUAUCUUGGCAAAGUAGAAAUGCUCACUAACAGGGAUGUAAACAAAUUUGUUGUCACGGAUACGGCCGAGGCUGCCCCUCCUCCUCGCUCGGGCAGGCUUCGGCGGUCGUCGUCACCGGAGUACUAGCUGCCACCGAUCUAUGUUUCUGUGUCUCACUAGUUCUGUCUUUAUUAUUCACACCUGUUACUCAUAAGGCUUAUUAGUUUCCCUAUAUUACCUCUGUUUUCCCUCCUGGGGAUGUGAUUGUUCUUUGUUACGUCGUCUGUUGAGCUGUUGUUUUGCUCUUCCCUGUGUGGAGGGUUUGCUAUGGUUUACUUUGAGUCUAGUAAAGCCAUUUAUCUCUCAGUUCUGUGUCCUGCGCCUGAUUCCAUUUCUCCACUUCACCCAGACGCUGACAUUUGUGCACAAAAUUUGAGACAAAUAAGCUUUUUAUGCGAAUGGAACAUUUCUGGGAUCUUUUAUUUCAGCUCAUGAAACAUGGGACCAACACUUUACAUGUUUAUAUUGUUGUUCAGUUUAGAACUAGUCUCUUAUCACAAAAUUGCCAUGCAUUAUGCAGAAAAAUAGCCCAUAGCCUAAGCCUGGGAUCAGGACCUCCAGAAAAACAUACUGUUUUUAGGAAAACAUUUGCAGUUUUAUAAUGCUAUUCUACACAUUUUGUCAUGAGGCUGAGAGAAUGUUGGUGCCUGUUCGGGUAAUCCGGCCCUGCAUACGAUUUGCAUUUGUGCCAGUUUCAAUCAGCACUUGGAGAAGGAACAUUGUAACACACAUUAUAUAAUUCAAUCAAAUUUGCACACAAGAAAAUAAAGAGCCUUUUUGUUCCCCUUUAAUAUCUUAACCUUUUUAAACUCUGACACCAUCUGGUGGCAUUUUCUAAACAACGCAUAAUGUUGUAUACUAACUUCAUAAAGUACCUUUCUGUUUAAAAGCUACACAUCCUACAAACACAUGCUUAGUACUGUUAGAAAGGUAACAGCCGUGGGAUGCUGAUAAAGCAACAACGUGACCCCGAGAUACAGCAGGCAAACACAACUGAAAUGUACCAUUUUUUUGUUAGCAAACACAACUGAAAUGUACCGGUUUUUUGUUAGCAAACACAACUGAAAUGUACCGGUUUUUUGUUAGCAAACACAACUGAAAUGUACCGGUUUUUUGUUAGCAAACACAACUGAAAUGUACCGGUUUUUUGUUAGCAAACACAACUGAAAUGUACCGGUUUUUUGUUAGCAAACACAACUGAAAUGUACCGUUUUUUUGUUAGCAAACACAACUGAAAUGUACCGGUUUUUUGUUAGCAAACACAACUGAAAUGUACCGGUUUUUUGUUAGCCCACACGCACACACACACACACACAAGAGCCACGCACAUGUUCCCAAAAAUGUUUAGUCUCAUGUUGAAAGGAGAUAGACAUUUGGCACAGUUGUCAUCAGAUCAAUGUCAGGGUCCAGUCAUCAGAUCAAUGUCAGGGUCCAGUCAUCAGAUCAAUGUCAGGGUCCAGUCAUCAGAUCAAUGUCAGGGUCCAGUCAUCAGAUCAAUGUCAGGGUCCAGUCAUCAGAUCAAUGUCAGGGUUCAGACACUGCGGAUGAUCAUAACUACAUCACCAUGGUAACAAGAUGGAAUGGACAGGUCAAGUUGUAGACAUCCUAUGUUCCCUCCUCCAGUCAUCUCUGCUAUCCCCAAAUCGAUUCGCUCCGCAUCGCAUCAUCUCCAGCUCUGCUCCCACUCAAUUCAGUCACUCUCGCAUGACAUCAUCCAUCAACCAUCAGAGCUGCCUCCAUCUUCCUUCUCUAGCUCCUCCUCUCUAUCUCUCCACUCCAUCUAUCCUCACUCAUCGCUCACUCCUCAUUCGUCUCCUCUCUUCCACUCUCUCAUCGUCCAUCUCUCUUCCUGACUCAUCUCUCCUUCGCACAUCUAUCUGUCUCCUCAACUCUAUCUACAUCCCCUCUCUAGCCUCCUCACUCCUCCAUCCUCUCUCUCUUCUCUCUCCCCUCCAUCUCUCUCCUCUCUCCCAUCUCUCUCCUUCCCCCAGAUCUCUGCUCUCCGUCCUCCAUCUCUCUCUCCUCUCCAUCUCUCUCUCCUUCCUCCAUCUCUCUCUCUCUCCUCCAUCUCUCUCCUUCCUCCAUCUCUCCUCCCACCAUCUCUCCUCCCUCCACCUCUCUCCUCCUGUACUGUUUGUUUCUGACCUGUUGUUCUUCCUCUUUAAUCUUCAGAGAGGAACGACCAGUCAGAGCAGGAGGAGAGGAGAGAGAUCAAACAGAGACUCAACAGGAAGUUGAACCAGCGUCCUACAGUAGAUGAGUUGAGGGAAAGGAAGAUACUGAUUCGUUUCAGUGACUAUGUUGAGGUGGCCAAGGCUCAGGACUACGACCGCAGGGCAGACAAACCCUGGACUAGGCUGUCUGCUUCAGACAAGGUCAGCUCAUCACACACAGAUACACACAAACAGCUGAGCUCCUGUUUUGACCUCUGCCACCUGUUGUUGUUGAUGUUGAUGUUGUUGUUGUUGACAUCGUUGUUGUUGAUGUGUUCUCCAGGCAGCAAUACGGAAGGAGCUGAAUGAGUUCAAGAGUAAUGAGAUGGAGGUUCACAAUUCCAGCAAGCACCUGACAAGGUGUGUGGGUGUGGGGGUGGGGGUGUGGGUGUGGGGGUGUGGGUGUGCUUUUGGUUUUAUUAUCCUUGUGGGGACCAAAAUUCAGACAAGGACAAAUGCUAUUUUAGGCUUAUCGGUUAGGGUUACAAUUAAAAUUAGGGUUAGGUUUAUGGUUAAGGUUAGGGAGAAUAAGAUUUUGAAUGGGAAUACAUUUUUUGGUUCAAUUUACAUCAUUUAGCAGACGCUCUUAUCCAGAGCGACUUACAGUUAGUGAAUACAUAUUUUUUUAUACUGGCCCCCCGUGGGAAUCAAACCCACAACCCUGGCGUUGCAAACGCCAUGCUCUAUCAACUGAGCUACAUCCCUGCCGGCCAUUCCCUCCCCUACCCUGGACGACGCUGGGCCAAUUGUGCGCCGCCCAUGAGUCUCCCGGUCGCGGCCGGCUGCGACAGAGCCUGGAUUCGAACCAGGAUCUCUAGUGGUACAGUUAGCACUGCGAUGCAGCGCCUUAGACCACUGCGCCACUCAGGAGUUAGGGUCUAGCCACAAGCAUAGUAAAACAAACGUGUGUGUGUCUUUGCAUAUAGAGACACUAAUGUAACCUAGCCAGUGAGAGGACAUGCACUUUACAAUGUAGAUACUGUAGAUCCUGACUCUAACCCUCUCUGGAGACACUAUAGAGCCUAACUAACCCUCUCUGGAGACACUAUAGAUCCUAACUAACCCUCUCUGGAGGGGACAUAUAGGACCUAACUAACCACUCUCUGGGACACUAUAGAUCCUAGACUAACCCUCUCUGGAGACACUAUAGAGCCUCACCUAACCCGCUCUGGCGCACUAUAGAUCUAACUAACCCUUCUGGAGGACACUGUAGAUCUAACUAACCCACUCUGGGGAGAGACCACUAUAGAUCCAACUAACCUCUUCUGGAGACACUAUAGAUCCUACUAACCCCUCUCUGGAGACACUAUAGAUCCUAACUAACCUCUUGGAGACACAUCGAUCCUAACACCCCUCUCUGGAGACACUAUAGAUCUAACUCUACUUAACCCUCUCUGGAGAAACUAUAGAUCCAACUACCCCUCUAUGGAGACACUCGAGUCCUAACUACCCCUUGGAGACACUAUAGAUCCUAACUACCCCUCUCUGGAGGGACACUAUAGAUCCUGACUCUAACCUCUCUGGAGACACUUGUGUAGAUCCUACAUAACCCUAUCUGGAGACACUAUAGAGAUUCUACUAACCCUCGCGUGGAGACACUAUAGAUCCUACCUAAACCCUCUCUGGGACACUGUAGAUCCGGACUCUACCCUCUAUGGGACACUGGAGAUUCCUAAACUAACCCCUCUCUGGAGACCACUAUAAUUCCUUAACUAACCCUCUCGGAGACCACUAGGAUCCUAAUAACCCUUCUCUGGAGGACACUAGAUCCUCCUAACUAACCCUCAUCUGGAGACAAGUAGAUCCUGACUUAACCUCUCUGGCGGGGGACCUGAGGAUCCUAACGAACCCUCUCUGGAGCACUAUAGAUCCUAACUAACCCUCUCUGGAGCACUAUAAUCCUAACGAAACUCUCUGGAGACACUAUAGAUCCUAAACUAACCAUCUCUGGAGGAAGGACCACUAUAGAUCCUAAAACUAACCCUCUUGGAGACACUAUAGAUCCUAACUAACACUCUCUGGAGAACCACUAUAGAUCCUAAACUAACCCUCUCUGAGACACUAUCAUCCUAAACUAACCCUCUCUGGAGACACCUAUAGAUCCUUAACUAACCCUCUCUGGAGACACUAUUAGAGCCUAACUACCCCUCGUGGAGGGACACUCUAGAUCCUAACUAACCCUUCUGGAGACCACUAUAGAUCAUAAAACAACCCUCUCUGGAGACACUAUAGAUCCUAACAACCAUCUCUGGAGACACUAUAGAUCCACAAACAACCCUAUUGGGGACCAUGUAGAUCCUAACUAAACCCCUCUGAGACACUAUAGAUCUGACUCAACCCUCUCUGGAGAACUAUAGAUCUAACUAACCCUCUCUGGAGACACUAUAAGAUCCUAACUACACCCUCUCUGGAGCGAAGACACUAUAGAUCCUAACUAACCCUCUAUGGAGGGCACACUAUAAGAUCCUAACAACCCCUCUCUGGAGACACUAUAGAUCCUAAAAACUAACCCUCUCUGGAGACAAUUGAUCCUAACUAACCCCUCUGGAGACACUAUAGUCCUAACUAACCCUCUCUGGAGACACUAUAGAUCAUGACUCUAACCCAUCUUGGAAGACACUCUAAGAUCAUCACUAACCUUCUCUGGGGGACACGGUAGAUCCUAGCUACCCUCUCUGGAGACACUAUAGAUCCUAAAACUAACCUCUCUGGCGACACUAUAGGAUCCUAAACGGACCUCUCUGGAGACACAUAGAUCUAACAAAACCCUCUUGGAGGACACUAUAGAUCCAACUCACCAUCUCUGGAAGGACACUGUAGAUCCCUAGAGAACCCUCUCUGGAGACACUAUAGAUAUAACUAACCCCUCUCUGGAGACACUAUAGAUCCUAACUAACCCUCUCUGGAGACACUAUAGAUCCUGACUCUAAAAAAAAAAAAAAAAACCCCCCCCCCCCCUUCCUGAGAAACUAUAGAUUCCUAAAAUAAACCCUCUUCUGGAGACACUAUAGAUCCUAACUAACCCUCUCUGGAGACACUAUAGAUCCUAACUAACCCCCUCUCUGGGGAAAGUAGAUCUAAAUAACCCUCUCGGGAGGCCACUGUAGAUCCUAACUAACCUCUCUGAGAGACACUAUAGAUUCCUAAACUAACCAUCUCUUGGAGACACAUAGAUCCUAACUAACCCCUCUGGAGGACACUAUAGAUCUGGACUCUUACCCUCUCUGGAAGACACAUAGAUCAUAAACUAACCCCUCUCUGGAGGACAAUCGUAGGUAUCCGAACGAACCCUACUCUGGAGACACGUAGAUCCUAGCUAAACCCUCUCGGAGACAAUAUAGAUCCUGACUGUACCCUCUCUGGAGACCAACUAUAGAUCCUACACUAACCCUCUCUGGAGACACUAUAGAUCCUAACUCAAACCCUCUCUGGAGACACUAUAGAUCCUAACUAACCCUCUCUGGAGACACUAUAGAUCCUGACUAACCCUCUCUGGAGACACUAUAGAUCCUAACUAACCCUCUCUGGAGACACUAUAGAUCCUAACUAACCCUCUCUGGAGACACUAUAGAUCCUAACUAACCCCCUCUGGAGGAACACUAUUAUAGAUCCUGACUCUAACCCAUCUAUGGAGGAGACACUGUAUGUUAGAUCCUAACUAACCCUCUCUGGGAGAACCAAAGAGAUCAUAGCUAAACCUCUCUGGAAGACGGGACACUAUAGAUCCUAAACUAAACCCUCUCUGGAAGACACUUAUAGAUCCAACUAACCCAUCUCUGGAGACACUAUAGAUCCUUAACUAACCCUCUCUGGAAGGACACUAUAAUCCUACCUAACCCUCUCUGGAGACACUAUAGAUCCUCUGACUCUAAACCCUCUCUGGAGAACUAUAGAUCCUAACUAAAACCUCUCUGGAGACACUAUAGAUCCUAACCUAACCUCUCUGGAGGACACUAUAGAUCAUAACUAACCCCUCUCUGGAGCCACUAUAGAUCCCUAACUAACCCUUUGGAGACACUGUAGAUCCUAACUAUACACGCUCUGGAGGACACUAUAGAUCCUAACUAAACCCUUUCCUGGAGACACUGUAGAUUCCUAACUAACCUCUCUGGGAGAAGACACUUUAGAUUCCGAACAACCCCUCUGGAGACACUAUAGAUCUACUAACCACUCUUCUGGAGCACUAUAGAUCUGAUCUCACCUCUCUGGAGAGGAGAGAUCUGCAACACAUGGAGAACUCUAUCCCCUGA